AGUAGAAACUCCGACUCAAACGACAUGUCCGAGAAACGUCCCAAAUCUAAACUGAAAAGAAAGAAGUCCGCUGUCGAAGAGCACCGCACGGAUGGAUCUCACAAAGGGACGACGCCAAAAAGCAAUGUAUCGCUCGCUUCCGGCGACGUUAAAACGGGUUUCGACAGCUGCAAGGCGAUUCAGGGGUCUGCAAUUACCGCAACGGGAUGGUGGAGCAGAGAAGACCCCUCUACAGUAGAAGGUCUAUGGGCCUUAACAUUGAGAGCUGCACUGCCUUACAUAGAGACCAAGCCAUGGGGUCAAGUUCCUGCCCUUCCAGAGCCAUCUGCAGUGAAACACUCAACACUGCAGUUGGGUGACUGGCUAUGCUGUGACCACAGCAAUGACGUACCUCCCCUUCCCGAGCCCCAUCCAUCUCCCGGUGCUCUACUCAGCUCGCAUCCCCUUCCCAACCCCUCCCAUGAGGAAGUCUGUUCCCCAGUCCACAAAAGGACAUCAAACACUCCAAGUCCUCCGGCGUCCCCUUGUAAAGUGGGACGACUGGCGGCGAACAACGUCCGUGCUUCUCUUGCCCCGGGUAGACGGCAGACACUAGAGAAUGGGGAACCUACAACAUCCAGCCAAGCCAGGGACACGAAUGACUGCAAGUGGAGGCCCCGCCCACCACCCGCCAAAAGACGUCCAUCGGCGGUCCCGGAUUAUCAGCCCUCUGUCAGAGCCUGGGCAACGGCGCCAUCGCUGAAACUUGGGCUUGCAAGAGGGAAGGAGAAGGAUGGAGACAGUGGGCUCACCAGAAGGCAGCCGCUUGCACACCAGGGGGAGACCUCUGACAGCCGUGCUCCCCAGCAGCCGGAGGGCAAGGCUGGAAAAGGAGGAGCAGAGGCCCGAGUGGAGGGGCAGGAGGAGGAGGAGGUGCUUAAUUGCAGAAGGGAUGGCAGCGAUGGAGGAGGAGGAGGUGGCCUGCAGAGGUGUCCUAUGUGUUUGAUGAAGUUCCCUGCUGGGUUCAUGCAGAUGGACUGUGACAGCCACCUGGCCCUGUGUCUGUCAGAGUUGAGUAUGGACAUGACGUGGUGAACCCGAGAGGACGCUAGCCAUUUUCCAAAUGAUACCACCAAAGAAGAGAUCGGUACCUCAGCAAAGUAAUGCAGAUCCGCCAUGGAAGAAGGGAAGAAGGUCUCAC
Messenger RNA from Lampris incognitus (smalleye Pacific opah), 1180 nucleotides. RefSeq lists its product as uncharacterized. The transcript has 5 exons. The record is from RefSeq and is a predicted model, not a curated record. Bases 25 to 1074 code for a protein of 349 amino acids. Gene Ontology annotation, molecular function: ubiquitin binding. Lineage: Eukaryota; Metazoa; Chordata; Actinopteri; Lampriformes; Lampridae.